ACUGUUCAUCUGUAUAUUCUCUUUUCUUUUCAUCAUCAUCGUUUCCUUUAAAAAAAAAGAAAGAAAAAAAGAAAAAGACAAAGAAAACCUCCAUUGAUAAUGGCGUCCACAAGCUCUCUCAAUACUAUUUCAUCUCUGAAACUAACCAACCCAAUCAACCCCAAUUCGCCUUCUCAAACCCCAAAACUCUUGGGUUUCAAUCUCUCUCACUCUUUUCCAUCUCUCAAAUUCUCAUCCACCAACAAAGACUUCUCUUCAACAAACACCUCCAAGAAGAAUUACUCCACAACAACCAGAGCUCUGUUUUUUCAAAGCAACAAGCCCGCUGUAGCAGAGUCUCCCAAACACACCAAAGUUCAAGAACUUCAUGUGUACGAGAUCAACGAGCGAGACAGAGGAAGCCCAGCGUACCUCAGACUGAGUAAGAAACCGGUGAACUCCCUGGGCGACCUCGUUCCAUUCAGCAACAAGAUCUACUCCGGCGAUCUGGAGAAGAGGUUGGGAAUCAGCGCCGGCCUCUGCAUACUGAUCCAACACGUGCCUGAAAAGAAAGGCGAUCGGUACGAAGCAAUCUACAGCUUGUAUUUCGGAGAUUACGGUCACAUAUCGGUUCAGGGACCGUACCUGACGUACGAGGACACGUACUUGGCGGUGACCGGAGGAUCGGGGAUCUUCGAAGGGGUUACCGGAGAGGUGAAACUCCGGCAGCUGGUUUUUCCAUUCAAGAUCUUCUACACGUUUUAUCUGAAAGGCAUUGCCGAUUUGCCUGAGGAAUUGGUUAAGGCGAAGCCGGUGACUCCUUCGCCGAGUGUUGAGCCGUCUCCGGCGGCUAAAGCCACUGAGCCUCACGCCACCAUUUCCAAUUUCACCAACUGAUCACCAAAAUCAAUCAACCUCUUUCUCUCUCUUCUCUUCUCUCUCUCUCUCUCUCUAGAUGUUUUAUUUAAUGAUGUUACUUUUUCUUGUAUGAUAGCGAUAAGCACAAUUGAGUUUGGGUGUCUACGAUUCAGAAAACAAAAAGGGCGGGUUGAGUGGUGAAUUAUCAAAGUUUCAAAUUCUAUUUUUUUUAUUUGAUUUUUAAUUUUAUAUAAUGUAAGAUGUUGAUUGACAA
Messenger RNA from Ziziphus jujuba (common jujube), 1111 nucleotides. Its product is annotated as allene oxide cyclase, chloroplastic. The transcript is spliced from 2 exons. Gene Ontology annotation, molecular function: allene-oxide cyclase activity. The coding region runs from base 100 to 876 and encodes 258 amino acids. Lineage: Eukaryota; Viridiplantae; Streptophyta; Magnoliopsida; Rosales; Rhamnaceae. Gene Ontology annotation, biological process: jasmonic acid biosynthetic process. The record is from RefSeq and is a predicted model, not a curated record.